UCACUCUACCCUUUUGUUUCUUGAUCCACAUAUCGACAAUGCCCAUCUCCAUCUAAACAUAUCAGGAGUUAUGAGUAUCCCUGGAAAUGUGAUAAAAACUCCAGAAAAGCUGUUGAUUAUAGAUCAUGCCAUGUUGUAGGCUAACAACUGGCUCAUUCUUGUCUUUAAGUCAACACGUAGCGUCGGGCCAAGUAGCUACCUAGUAAUACGUCGACGCCCGCAGCCCCCUCAGAGAUAUCUGGAUAGCAGCACCACCGCCCGCCACAGUCACCCCCAACCACCGAAAAGACUUCAGAUCUCAAUCGAAGCUCGGUAGUCACCUUGGCUGAACAUCUUCCCUCUCUUCACACCAUCACAUUCACGCCAUGGAUACGGACCCACUAACAGGUGCAGCCCUUCCCGCAACCGCCAUCCAACGCGUCCUCUACAUCUGCCCCCGCGCCCACAUCUACCAAAUCCCACCUCUGCGCAGCACAAAAGGGCACUCAGCUUCGCAAUGGACAGCUGUGGGCAAUCCUACAGCGCAAGAGAUCUUCACUGCACGAUUACGCAUUGUCGAGACUGCAAUCCCCACACAAGCCAGCGCUAGCACGGCAGAUCAUGCACAAGAAGAGAAAGUCACAGUGAACGUAUUACUUGAAGAAGCGAGUAGCGGGAAUCUGUUCGCCGCGGUGCCGUAUACAGACGAAGGCGCAGUAGAGCCGGCGGUUGACUCGUCGCGCUUCUUUGCGAUCCGAGUAGUCGGCGAUGGGAGGAAGGCAGUGCUGGGGCUGGGAUUCGAGGAACGAGCUGAAGCAGUGGAUUUCAGCAUUGCGCUGCAAGAUGCGCAGAGGGUGCUUGGGCUGCAGAAGAAGGGCGCAGCUGAGCCCGGGUCAAGUAGAGGGCCAGGAGAGCAGAAAAGUGACGUGAAGCGCGAUUACAGUUUGAAAGAGGGAGAGACAAUCAAAGUAGAGAUUGGAGGGAGAAGAGGGAGGAAUACAGGAUCGAGUACGAUGACGGCGACUGGUGGUGGUGAGGAUCAAGGUCUGUCAAAGUUCACAUCGAAGCCGCCGCUUACGAGUGGUGGUGGAGCAUUCCCGUUGAUACCACCACCACCCAGCGCGAGCGCUGUCAAAAGUGAGAGGAGGAGGAGGAGUCGGAAUAUGCAAUAUGGAAGUGCGUCGACGGACCCGAACAAGGAAGCCAAAGAAUUGGGAUUUGACGAUGGCGAGUUUGGCGAAUUUCAGUAAGAUGGAACGAGAUUUGUCUGUGGAUGAAUGAAUAUACCCUUGCGGCUACGAAGCCUCCGACAUGCAAAUUUGCUUCGCCGAGCCCCAUGCCACCGCUACCUGUUCGAACGCCAGUAAUAUGCUUGUAAGAGAACCGACCUAUACGUAUAUACGUCUCUAAGACGAGCUAUUAUAUAGCUCUUCGAUCUCUUCGAUUAGGUCCUUGGGCU
Messenger RNA from Pseudovirgaria hyperparasitica, 1438 nucleotides. RefSeq names its product adaptin ear-binding coat-associated protein 1 NECAP-1. The transcript has a single exon. The coding region runs from base 366 to 1229 and encodes 287 amino acids. The record is from RefSeq and is a predicted model, not a curated record. Gene Ontology annotation, biological process: endocytosis. NCBI's taxonomy places the organism in Eukaryota, Fungi, Ascomycota, Dothideomycetes, Acrospermales, Acrospermaceae. Gene Ontology annotation, cellular component: membrane; clathrin vesicle coat.